GAUCGAUUCCAUGGAUGUGUUUCAACAUUGAAUAGUUCUGGUAGCACACAUGGUACUCAACAUGUCAACAUUAAUUAUUUUACUGGGAUGCCAUUAAGUAAAAUAAGAGGAAACCCUCUAGGAGAUGUGAAAGACUAUACAACAAUCGAGAUCAAACAUAUGACAGCCGAAAUGCAAACACAGCACGGUAUCAACGAAGAUCAUCUAAUUCAAGAUUUGAUAAGAAGACAACUUAUUACAUUCUCUAUUGGUGUCGGCAGUGUUCUAGUAAUAAUAACUUUAGUUAUCACCUUAAUAUUUGGCUGCUGGAAACGUCGACUCAAACGAAAGCACUCAUUGAAUACGUCAGGAUCGGAAAUACAAUUAACACACCAAUCGCAUGUACAUGAAGAAAGUAAUCAAAUACCAGUCGAGGAACACGAUUAUAUUGACAUUGAAGAAGAAAACAUGCGAUUCGAAUCGUCAUCAAAUAGUACCUAUGAUAGUAAGAGAAGUUCUGGUAACCAGGUAACAAAUGGCGGUACUGACAGUGAGGGGUAUUUACAUCCCUAUCAUUCGUUAGUUACGAUAGACGUCACAAGACAAAACGAGAUUGGCAUUGACAAGUGUAUAGCAGAAAACCAACAAUAUUUUGAUUUGAAAAAACAUGAUUCUAAAAAUAGUAGUAACUCGCUGAUUGUUUUAGAAACGACUUUAAAUGAAGAAUUAUGUCUUGAACCAAAUGAUGUACCGAAUAAUGUCAAUGCAGCGACAGUUGAUAAUGAUGAUUAAAGUUAAAGUAUUUUGAUGCAGUUUAGAUUGUAUCGAUAUAUAGAAGCCUUAUGUGUUACAAAGUAGAAUUUUGAGUAAUAAGUCAUAUAUAUUAUUUCAUUAAUGCAGACACAUCGUGAUAACUAUUUGUGUAUUAUUGAAACCAAGCCAGUAACGAUAAAAAGUUGUUUCAAAGAUCCAUCACAAAAUCGUUAUUGAU
Messenger RNA from Mytilus trossulus (common blue mussel), 970 nucleotides. RefSeq lists its product as uncharacterized. The coding region runs from base 88 to 771 and encodes 227 amino acids. Lineage: Eukaryota; Metazoa; Mollusca; Bivalvia; Mytilida; Mytilidae. The transcript is spliced from 3 exons. The record is from RefSeq and is a predicted model, not a curated record.